AUGCCUUCACGCGUGGAGAGCAACCCGAGCUCGAAGGAGGAUCACGGUAAUAUAAGACACUCCUCAGGACGAAAGCGUAGACACCAAGACACUCCUCAAAGAUCGUACGCACUAGCAUACCCAGCACCCAUCUACAUCGACAAGACACACCUCGUAAAACACCUGCGGUCGAGACAAUUCCUCCAAAUACAGAAAGUGUCCUCGGAUACCAGCCACGGCACACCAGAUAUUGACGUGAUAUCAUUUGCGCCGCCGAAGGAUCCAAUCAGAUUUGUUUCAGCUCUGAAGGGCCUGUUGGAAGGGAAAAUAAGCCUGAGAGACGAACGGCUUCUUCGCUUCAACAAGGACGAUGUGUUGCUGACGAGAUAUCGUGAGGAUGACGCUCAGUCAGGAGAGACUGCACAACCAGCCAGGAACAACACGAUCAUGGCGCCCCUGGAGAAAGUAAUAGGGCGAGAGGUCAUAGCAGUCCUGCGGAAAGACAACAAAAUUAUUCUGGAAGACGGCCGGCUCUGGACUACGACCAAUCACCAGAACAGGUCAUUCGAAUUCACCAACAUCGACGAGCACGGCGUGAAGUCGGUAACAAGAUGGGUUUUCUCCAAGAGGCGGGCCUCUGGCUUUGAUGACCAUCCUCCGUCCUCGACACAGGCACCGGAAGUCACGUUUCAGUUCAGCAUUAUCCGCUCCAACAGCCGCAGACAUGCAGUGCUGGCCACCUUGACCCAGUCAGCCCUUCACAUCAAGGACAGUUAUCAUGAGCCGGCAACUAGUUAUGGUACUGCAGAGGAUUUCGAAGCGCCGCCCAAAGUGGUGGACGACGCCACGAGGAAUGUGAUCACAGCCACUGCCGUCUGGGUGGUCCUCACUCUCGGAUGGUCCUCGGCCUACAAGGCUUCCGCUGUGGAUCAGCAAGAUGCCUCCUGGAGUUGUGGCGCCAAGCCUCGUCCUUCAAAGCACUUGACUUGGUAA
Messenger RNA from Diaporthe amygdali, 972 nucleotides. RefSeq lists its product as uncharacterized. NCBI's taxonomy places the organism in Eukaryota, Fungi, Ascomycota, Sordariomycetes, Diaporthales, Diaporthaceae. Bases 1 to 972 code for a protein of 323 amino acids. The record is from RefSeq and is a predicted model, not a curated record. The transcript has a single exon.